AUGUUUGGGAAACAAGACAAAAUGGACGUUAGAUGCAGUUCAGAGACUGAAGCUAACCGGGUCUCGAAGAACGGACAUAAAGAGGGCAAGGAAAGCAAAGGGUCUGAAGGAAAUAUUUCUACUUCUUUUUUGAAGGAUCAGCAAGGGACUUUUUCUGCCUCUGCAGCUACGGAAGAUUGUAAUAAAAGUAAAUCUAGUUCUGCUGAUCCGGACUAUUGCAGGAGGAUCCUAGUUAGAG
Mesitornis unicolor (brown roatelo) is the source of this 238-nucleotide messenger RNA. RefSeq names its product ventral anterior homeobox 1 (gene VAX1). The annotation marks the transcript as partial. NCBI's taxonomy places the organism in Eukaryota, Metazoa, Chordata, Aves, Mesitornithiformes, Mesitornithidae. The transcript has a single exon. The record is from RefSeq and is a predicted model, not a curated record.